Botrytis byssoidea is the source of this 1515-nucleotide messenger RNA. RefSeq lists its product as uncharacterized. Gene Ontology annotation, molecular function: transmembrane transporter activity. The record is from RefSeq and is a predicted model, not a curated record. Lineage: Eukaryota; Fungi; Ascomycota; Leotiomycetes; Helotiales; Sclerotiniaceae. The coding region runs from base 1 to 1515 and encodes 504 amino acids. The transcript has 6 exons. Gene Ontology annotation, biological process: transmembrane transport.
AUGACAGCCGAUAUCGAGAGUGCAAGCUCAAAGCCUCAGAAGGUUCCAUGGCUUCUUGAAUAUCGAUCCUCUGAUUGGUUUAUUCUUACCACAGUGUGCUGCGCCAUAUUCACAGAUGCUUUCCUCUAUGGUGUUGUAGUCCCCGUUCUUCCAUUCAGUCUACAAGAACGAUCGGGCGUGCCGGAAGAAGAAGUGCAAUGGUGGACAUCAUUCAUAUUCGCGGUCUUCGGUGCCGCUAUUGUAGUCGGAUCUCCAAUUUGCGGAUGGCUCGCGGACCAUACUGCCGAUAGAUCUAUCACCUACUUUGCUGGCUUAUUCAUCCUCGCGGCUGCAACUCUACUGUUUGGGUUUGCAAAGAAGGCAUGGCUUCUUGUCGUUAGCAGAAUGUUCCAAGGAUUUUCGGCUGCAAUCGUAUACACCGUUGGACUCGCUCUACUAGUUGACACCGUUGGAAGUGAAAAUAUUGGACAGUGGAUGGGCACAGCUUUGUCAUGUUCCAGUGUUGGCCUCAUAAUCAGUCCUCUGCUUGGAGGUAUUGUUUAUGACAAGGCCGGCUAUAUGGCUGUGUUUAGUAUGGCUGCUGGACUCAUCGUCAUCGAUAUCAUACUGCGUAUGUUUAUGAUCGAGAAACGGACAGCCGAAAAAUACCUCGGCAAGAGUGUCAAUGUGCCAACAGUUGAAGGCAACGGAACCUUUCCCACCUCUACUGCAGAACAUGAGGUUCAAAGCAAUACUUCGGAGAGCAUCGAUAGCUGGGAACAGUCUUCCAACACCGCAAAUUCUACCCCUCCUGGAUUUGGGAUACCUAACUAUGACGAAUCUAGCGCUCUCCUUCCAAAUAGAAAGCAAAACAGAAAACAAGAAUCUAAAGGUUGGAGUCUUCCACCAGUCAUUACCUUGCUCGGUUCGGCGAGAGUUGUUGCCGCCAUAUACGGUAUAUUUGUUAACGUUUCUAUUCUCGCCACUUUUGACAGUGUUCUCGCAUUGUUUGUCAAAGAGACCUUUCAUUGGAGUUCUCUUGCCGCUGGUCUCAUAUUUUUGUGUAUAGCUAUCCCGGGGCUUGGAGGUCCACUGGUCGGUGCAUUAUCUGAUCGUCUAGGUCCUCGUUGGAUCGCUGUUGCUGGAUGUACUCUCACAGCAGUGCCACUGAUACUUCUACGACUUGUCGAUAAUGAUACAGAUGAGCAAAAGGUUCUGUUGUGCGUCUUAUUGUUUAUCUGCGGGUGUACUCUUAUUCUUAUCGUAGCACCUGUUGCCGCAGAUUUGUCUCUAGUAGUUGGAGAAAUCGAGAUCGCAAAUCCAGGAAAAUUUGGUCCUGGUGGAGCUUAUGCUCAGGCAUAUGCUCUUUUCAAUUGCUCCAUGGCAGCCGCUACCAUAUUUGGUCCAGUAUUCGCUGGUGCGCUAAUUACACAAUUUGGCUGGAAGGCUAUGACUUUAGCUAUGGGUAUUUUCUCUCUAACUGGAGCGAUUCCAUGUCUGUUUUUCACUGGAGGCUAUCUAUUUCGAGAACAGUAG